Danaus plexippus (monarch butterfly) is the source of this 4269-nucleotide messenger RNA. RefSeq lists its product as uncharacterized. The record is from RefSeq and is a predicted model, not a curated record. NCBI's taxonomy places the organism in Eukaryota, Metazoa, Arthropoda, Insecta, Lepidoptera, Nymphalidae. The transcript is spliced from 3 exons. Bases 165 to 4088 code for a protein of 1307 amino acids.
CGAAUGGCAUGUGAAGUAUAAAUUAGUGCAUUGACAGUUCAAAAGUAAAAUUUAUCGAAAUUUUUUGUAUUAUUGAUAGAUAAAUCAUAGUUUUCAAAUUGAAAUAUGUAAAGUAUGAAAUUUGCAUUUUCAUAGGGUUGAAAAGUUUACCAAAAAAAAGAAAAAUGUCUGUAACAAAUGGUAUGUUUCUUUUUGAAGUUGUAGUAGAAAGUGUUAAGAGUAUGGUCGAAAGCAGGCAUUUAAUUAUCAAAAGCGAUUUCGGAGACAUAUUUUCUUUGGAGUUAAAGGAUCCUAAACAAAUGCACAUUGUGAUUCCGGAGCCUCCGCCACUUCCUCCUGAACCACCCGGAAAAGGAAAGAAAAAAAAACCACCUAAGCCUAAAGGAAAAGGUAAAAAAGGGAAAAUUGAAGAACCGCCCCCUGAGCCAGUUAUACAGUCAGGCCAGUCUGUAUUGUUUUCAAGUAGCGCUGAGUUUCUUAUCCAGGGUAUGAAAAAAUUUCCAUUGGAGUUAUCAUUAUGGAGUAGAGAGGAUAACUUAACUUGUAUUGGAUCCACCUGCAUUCCUUGGGAUCCGGUUUUUUAUACUUAUUUAGAAAAGAUUUGCAAUUGUGAAGAACCUUUACCUGUUACCGUAAAGGAUGAAUAUAAUAUUUUUGAAGAGGGUACUGCAAAAUUAAUGGCGAAGUUAGGAAUCCAAGUGAAACUUACAUAUUUAACUGACAAAAUAACCACUGCAUUUCGAACACUGUCAGAAGAUCCUACCGUAAAAAAAGUUUUGUACACAGGCAUAAAUUCAAAAACUACUUCAUAUAUUUGCACAUUAAAAACAACUGAUGAAAUUUUUGAAGAAAACAGCAACAAAAUAGAAAAUAAUUUUGUGAAAGAUAAACCAAAAUCUAAUAAAAUUGUUUAUGCUGACUUUAAAAAUGCUCCUGGUGCUAAUUUAACAUUCUUCAAUGAUGGUGACUAUUGCUGUAUGCAUAAUGCAGAUAAGCCUCCAGAAUCAAUAUAUAAGGCACCUGAAACUUGUCCAGAUGUAGAUUAUAUUAUCGACUACGUAAGAAAAAUAAUCGUGUCUUGUAAUGAUAAUAUGCGGAUGCUUACUCCACGUCCAACAAUAAGACCUAGAGUUAAAGCGACAGACAUAGAUCGUUUAUGCUACUGUAAGGAAACGAAAUGGCCAACAGGUGCGUUUGCAGAAAGAUUUAAGAAAGAGGCGCAAUCGGAGCCAUGUCCAAUGUGUAUUAACGCCGGUAAGAGACCUGAAGGAUCUAGAGGUAUCACAUUCGAUAUAGCUAAUAUACGAGGUCCGUGUGGUAGAGCUGACUGCAGAAUAGCUAGAGAUAUGAGAGCUUAUAUAGAAAGCCUUCUUGAAGAAGAUAAUAAAGAGAUAGAUAUGAAUGAUAUAAUCGGGCCAUGUGGAAGCAAAGAAUGUAAAGUAGCUGAAAAAAUUCAACAAUUUCUAUUACACGAGGGAGUGUUCAGUCGAGGCUCUACACUUGAAGGAUUGUCAACACAAUGUGCCUGCGUACAACAGAUGCAGGAAGCACUUAAGAAAAAAGAAUCUUGCGAUACAGUCUGUACUAAGGACUGUUCAGAUAGUCAAAGUGAUAAAAGUGAAUGUGAAGGAAAAGCUUGUCCAUUUAAUAGAAAAGAACGGGAGCCAAUUUACGAUGUUUAUUACUUUACAGUAGAACACGAUUUCGAAAGGGAACCUUCCAGAGCAUCAUCCCGCAGUGGAACCGAAAAGUCUGAUAUAUCUUCAAAAUAUAAAUAUUGUUCUACUGAAUGUCCCAGUACAAAAACGUCUGAGAGAAUAACUUGCUCUAAAACUACAUGUUCUACUUUAACUCCGAAAAGAGAGAAGGCUGAAGACGUAAACGAUAGUGGCUCUACUUGUCAAAGCCCCGUAUGCCCUGCAAAACCUGAUAAGUCUCCAAGUCCAGCUGACAGUAGUAUCGUUAUUAAUUUUGAUGACAUACAUAAUCCUUGUUGUGUAAAAAGUUGUGACGUGGCCGAAAGAGUCAAAGAUUUUAUUGUGGAUGGUCUUAUGAGCAGAAAAAACAAGCUAACUGAAGGAGACGAUCCUUGCUUUUGUGAUUGUGUAUGUACUUUCAAGUUUUCAAAAAAUACAACGUACUGUGCCGUUUGUGGUGGAUAUGAAUGUCUAGGUGAUGAUGCAAAUGAAAUACCUGAUUACGCGAAACCACAUCCAUGUCCAGUGUACCAUAAGUUAUACGAUAAAAAUUAUAUAAAAACAAAAAGCCCGUGGCCUGAAGAAGAGGAGUCACGUAAGCCAUUGGACACUGCAAGUAUUAAGAGCUCAAGAACUGGUGGUUCGAGAAUGGGUGCACCUGAAAGUAAAAGAUUGACAUCAUCAAGAUCAAUAAAAAGUUUUUCUGAUAGACCAUCUAAGAAAAAAGAUACUAUUGUUGUAGAAAAAGUUAAGAAAACAAAAUCUGAGAAAAAGAAGCUAGGAAAAUUUACCACAAGUAUCUAUGACACACAAUCCUUAUUGCUGGUUGAAAAAAAACCAGAACCAAAAUAUCCAUAUCCACCAGUUCCAAAAAAUAUGGGUUGGAAUUGGACAGCCGAGGAUAUUCCUGGAAUGAAGCCUCGGCCCAAGUGGAAACCAGGAGCUGCUAAUAAAAUAUUAGUCAGACGCUACAGGGCAGUACGAGAUGGAGUAGAUAUAAUAGCAAAGAAAAAACGUGCUAUGAUGCAACGCAAAAAGAAGCUGGAAAUGAAACCAACACUAGUAGUAAAAAAGCAGAACGGUGAAUAUACUGUUCAAAUGGAAGUAUUUAAAAAAUAUUCAAAGGAGCGACUAGUUUUCCAAUAUCCCUAUGAUGAAAAACCUCCCUUAGUAUAUUCUAUAGGAAAAACAGACGAAGAGAAACGAAAAAUACAAAAGAAACGUGAGAGGCGGGAACGAAGGCAGACAAGAAGGAAGAGUCGCUUAUUACAAUCCACUUUUAGGGACAAAUGCCAAGAGAUUUGUUUAAAGGCUUACAAUCAGGCAAUUGGUCUUCUCCCUUUGCCCAAUCCAAACGACCCUGAGUGUCCGUGCCACACGGAAGCAACUCGGCAAAUCACUCCCCCAAUAGAUUCAUGUUCUUGCUCUGAGGAAGGAUCCGUUUCAAGUAGCGAUACUGAUGAUGACGAAUGGGUCAUCGAAUUUACGCCCCCGAUAGCUCGAUGGGACGUGAAAGCUAAACAUCCACCAGUUUUGUCAGAAAAUGAAUGUCAAUAUAAUUAUUUAGAUUAUAAAGUAAAAUUACUUGAUAAAUCUGGAAAUGCAGUACCUAGAUUUUUUAGAGGUCCUGAUGGCAAAGAGGAAUGUAGUGACUUGGGUGGCUUUUGGGGUCCUGACCACAUAUGGAUGGAAAUUAAUAAAGAUGGUUACAUUGGUCCCGAUAAUAGAUGGGUCCCAAUGAACUUCCUCGGACCCGAUGGCAUGUAUUAUUCAGCAGAAGAAGGCAUUUUCACUGACAGCUCAGGACGAAAUUUAAAGAUAGGUGUUGAUGGUUAUAUUGAUAAGGAAGGGAAAUGGGCAUGGUAUUCUAAAAAUAGAACCAGAAGUCCAAAGUCAAAAUCAACCUUGUCCACGAUAGAUUCUAAGAAAGGUAAAGUUUCUCCAAAAACAAAUAAUACAACAAAAGACAAAGGCGACGGCAAAGAUAAGCCGAGUCAUAAAUCGAAAAAAGGUAAAGAAGAAAAGAAUGGAGCAAAGGCAACAGGUGAUCAAGAUAAAGUUAAAAAAACUGUGUCUUAUUCAUCAGCUAAAGCAAAGAGCCCAAUAGUUAUGAGCGUAGCUAUGAAUUACGAAAGGAGCAAGCUAUCUCCAGUAUUUUGGCAAAAAAGUAUUUUAGAAGCUAAAAAAAUGGCUAGAUAUAAAGAAAUCAUGGAAGAUCUACAAAUAUAUGACGAUUUUCCAGAGUCAAAAUGUCCAGUUAAAACCAACAGGGCAUCCAAUACACAACCAAAAAGUUUAUCCCCGUGUAGUAAAUUUAAAAAGGCACAAAACAUGUGCGUUAUUACAUCCGACAAUCGAAUGUUUUCCACUCCUUCCGUAGAUUGUCAUUAGCUUAAACAUUCAUGAUAACCGAUAUAUAGCUUUUCUAAUGAGCAGACCUCUCACAAUAUCGUGUACAAUAUAAUGCGUACAUUAGGUUGGAUGUAUGAAAUCUUAUAAAUCAUUUAAAGUAAGAAAAUUUAAAAAAUAUUUGAUGUUUGAUAAGAUUCAAAAUUAUAAAUUGUUGAUUGUC